AUGGAAUCAACUACGGUCUCUGACCUAGAGAACCAACAAUUCCUGGGGUCUUCGUCCGAUACCCCUCCUACCAUCUCGAAGUCCGUCCUUUGUCGACUCUACGUCUCUCAUUUUCUAUCGACAUGGAACUCACGCCUGUUUGAAUUCGGUGCGGUGUUAUUCCUAGCCUCCAUUUUCCGGGACACUUUGCUGUAUGCAUCGGUCUACGCGCUGGUACGGUCCCUGUCGUCCGUGUUGUUCUCGUCAUCGCUGGGCUCUGUGGUGGAUCGGUCUAAUCGGUUGAAGGCGAUUCGCAUGUCCAUCGUCUGGCAACGACUUCCCGUGGUAGCAUCCUGUGCCUGCUUCUUGGUUCUUCUGCAGCCGUCAAGCUCGUCUUACCUCUCUCCGCUUGUUUUUAUUGCUGCGGUUCUGUUUGCCUGUGUAGAGAAGCUCGCUGCGUCGGCGAACUCGGUCGCCGUGGAACGCGAUUGGGCGAUUGUUAUCUCGAAUGCUUUACAUAUCUCUAAACAAGAUCUGAAUGCGACCAUGAGACGCAUCGAUCUCUUCUGUAAACUCUUGGCUCCUCUGGCGGUCUCAUUGAUCGAUGGGUUUUCAACGAGGCUCGCCAUCUGGAUAGUUCUAGUAUGGAACUUCACCACGGUGUGGGUGGAAUACAUUGCUAUUGCGCAGGUCUACAAAUCCGUCCCGAACCUGGAACGACUACCAGACACGAUAGAAUCUACCACACAAUCCCUCUCAGACCCAUGGCGCGCCUACUUUGCAAGUCCCAUGGUUCUCCCCUCCUUUGCUCUCAGUCUACUAUACCUGACCGUUCUCUCUUUCGGUCCCACCAUGACCACCUACCUCCUGCAUAGCACCUCGUUCACCUCGAUCCAGGUCAGCACCAUGCGGAUUGGCGCCAUCCUCGUCGAGAUAGCAGGGACGUGGGUGGCGCCGGUCCUGAUGCGAAGAAUCGGACCCAUUCGAUCGGGUCUGUGGUUCUUGAACUGGCAGUUUGCCUGCCUGGCUGCCCCGGUGGCGAGUUUUGCUAUGUUCAGGGACGUUGUACAGCAGGGUCGGGCCGCUACGUGCUUAGUGGUAGGAGUCGCAUUGAGUCGGUUGGGUCUUUGGGGAUUUGAUUUAUCGAUACAGUUGCUUAUUCAGGAGGGCAUCGACCCACAAUCGCGCGCGAAAUUCUCCUCCACGGAAAUCGCACUGCAAAGUAUCUGGGAACUGGUCUCCUUUGCAAUGACCAUCGUGUUUCCGCACCCUGAGCAGUUCAAGUUCCCGGUUUAUAUCAGUUACGGGGCCAUCACGAUGGCUGCUAUUUGCUUUGCAACAGCUCGGGGAUUAGGCCGAUCAGGUCCCCGUCGACGCACUGGCUGUCUAACCUGUCGAGCACGUAAGGUACGCUGCGACGAAACUAAACCCGUCUGUGCCAAUUGCAUUCGUCUGCAUCUACAAUGUAUCUACAAAACGAUUGUUCCAGGCCUCGUGGCAUCUCGACGCAAUGGUCGUUCCCAGAGACCGGAUCCUACAGCCACCUCUGUCUCUGUCUCUCCAACUCCGGAGCGACCAGAUGUGAACUUCUUCGAUACCGUUCUGCGUCCUGAGGAGCGUCGUCAGCAGCAGAGUCCCUUGCGCCUUAUGUGUGAAAUGGAUGUCCAGGGGGGUGUUGACAUACUCGGAUUCAACGGAGAGACGACCUCCGAUUUGGAGCAGAGACAUCUGGAUUUGACCAGCAGGUAUUCUGAUUUCCAGCUUCCCAGUACCGUGGCUUCUCCCAGCGCUCUGUCCUGGACGCAGUCAGUUGAGGAGGCCCCCGUCGCGAGAGAUGGUAGUCUGGAUGGAGUGGAAGCCAACCUCCCCGGUAGUAGUCCGUGGUCAGAACCAAAAGCGACAGACGAGGAGCAACAGCAGCAACAGCUGUUGAUGCGUUUCCUGGAGUCCGAAGCACCUCCAACUAUUUUCGGGUCGGUGAACCUGGAAUGGAAAUACGUGCGCAAUGCAAUAGUCAAUCAGUCUCGGGAUUUCAGACCCUUAUUGAACAGCAUCUACUGUUACGCUGAUAUCCACAUGCCCACGCGAGAAGACAAACAGUGGAAAACAGCACCGACAUAUCACCAGCAGGCGAGCUCAGAAAUACGUUCGCAUCUCCUGGGAGAUAUGAGCCAUUGCACGUUGAAGCGCAUAUUUGCGACUCUGAUAUCUGUGCCUGAACUGUGUCCUCCGGGAGCCUCUUUCCUCCAUUCUGCGUACCGGUUACUGCAGCGAUUCCAUCGUAAGACCCAGAAAUGGACAGGGUUCGGCCAUUUAAUCGUUUCAUGGGUAUCUCUACUUGAUAUUAAAGCUCUGAUCGCGGGUCGUGAAGGCGAUCCGCUCAUCGAGCUGGGCAUUCUUUCCAACUCCACACGCGAGCAUAUCCCGGGCUCUGACUCCACCACCAACAACAACAACAACAACAACGAGGACGAGGAAGACGAGGACACCCUAGCCCAACCCACCUAUCUAAUCCAAACCGCCAUCCUCAACCCAUCCUUCCAUUUCUUCUUUCAAACCCAACAAAUCAUCCGACGAAUUGUUCAUAUCGAUCUGCACCACCGCAGCCGCGGCACCGUCAGCGACGAAUUCGAAGUCCUCCAGAUUGCCCACCAGGUCGACGCGGACCUCGAAUCCCUCUGGAACGGCCGUCCUCGAGUCCUGGAUCUUCAUCGCACUCCCGAGGCUCUCUUCGAUACCCUUCAACCCCGGGUCGCUGUUGAAGUGUGUCGCUGCUUUCGGCAGUAUAUUGCUAAUUUCCUAGCUGUUUUUAUUUAUCUUCAUCGUGUGGCAUUUGCUAUUUAUCCUCGGACAGAUCGGGUGCGAAGUGCUGUGGAUGGGAUUGUUCAGUUGGCUAGGGUUGAGGCUGAAUCUGAAUCAUUAUCUUUAGCGUCCGGUGUGUCUGGUGUGUCUUCUCGGGCUCUUCCCAUCGGUUUCGUCUGGCCGCUGUUUGUCGCGGGACUGGAGGGUUCAUACGAUCAGCGUGUCUGGAUUAUUCAGACUAUGCAGCGUAUGGCGAUGUCGGAUCAGCAGAAUCAGAAUCGCAAUAAAGGCCAUGAUUCUCAUCCGUCUCGUUCUCGUUCUCAUUCUUCGAAUGUUCAUGAUAUCUCGGCGCAGCGCCAUCCCAAUGUCGAAAAGGCGCUGUUCCUGCUGGAAGAGAUGAUGAGACGACAGGAUGUAUCGCGGACGUGGGCGGAUUCACGAUGUGUACGACGUGAAGUAUUCGCGGAUUUCUUUGUUAUGAUAUAG
Molecule: messenger RNA, 3267 nt
Organism: Aspergillus tanneri
Lineage: Eukaryota; Fungi; Ascomycota; Eurotiomycetes; Eurotiales; Aspergillaceae
Exons: 8
Coding region: 1-3267 (1088 amino acids)
Biological process (GO): regulation of DNA-templated transcription; iron ion transmembrane transport
Cellular component (GO): membrane
Molecular function (GO): DNA-binding transcription factor activity, RNA polymerase II-specific; zinc ion binding; iron ion transmembrane transporter activity
Source: RefSeq, a predicted model, not a curated record